Prorocentrum cordatum is the source of this 860-nucleotide messenger RNA. NCBI's taxonomy places the organism in Eukaryota, Dinophyceae, Prorocentrales, Prorocentraceae. The record is from the annotation of a GenBank genome assembly.
AGAGGCAGCGCCGGAGGCUGCAGCCCGCGGGCCCGAGCAGCUGCCGCGCGGCCGCGGCGGCCGCCGGCCCCGCGCCCGUGGUGCAGCCGGUCGCCUACGCACCUGCCAUGGGUGCGGACAGCAAGGUAAAGAUCAAGAAGGCCAUGACCGUUGAGGAUGCGCUGGAGAUGCUGACCGACAAGAAGAAGGUACAGUACCGUGGCGGGCUCAGCGGCAUCGUGCACGCAGCAGGCGUGAUGGAGUACACCCCUUUCCAGGAUCAUUCGCCCGCCAGGUACGAUUACACUUUCGCGCCCAAGUGCCAGGCGGCCUGGAAUCUGCACCAGUUCAGCGCGCUGAUCUGAGCGUUGAGCGCGCUGCGGCCACGCUCCGUGCGGGCGAGGGGUACUGCUGUUGGGGUAGGGUGUGGAGCUCCCGGAGUUUUAUUUGUGUGUAUUUAUUUGUGUGUCCUGGGGCCCCUUCAGGUGAAGCCACCUGCAGACGGUAAUGCAAGAACAGCCGGUGUGUACAGUAUUGCAGGUGUUGGCGCCCGUGUCCACUUGUAUAGACGCAACUGAAGAGACAGUCUGCCGUCGCAUGGCCAUCAAAAAGUAUUCCAUAACCGCUCACGGGAACAUGCGUGAUCUUUGCGUGCGUGUCUGCUGAAGCAGCUGUCACAAGAGUGACACGAGGCAGCCGCUGGCUGUCUUCGUAGAUGGUCCGAUGGUGGUGUGGAGCAGCAAUCGGGCGUCGUUGACCCCGUCCAUCGGCUCACAGAUGGACCUGGCAGCUGCUGCGAAAGGUGUCACAUUUCUGCCUCACUCCGGACACUGUAGCGGUUCCCUUCAACAAGUGUACGAAUCUCGCAGAAAUGAUGGGGG